Protobothrops mucrosquamatus (brown spotted pit viper) is the source of this 871-nucleotide messenger RNA. RefSeq names its product coatomer subunit gamma-2. The record is from RefSeq and is a predicted model, not a curated record. NCBI's taxonomy places the organism in Eukaryota, Metazoa, Chordata, Lepidosauria, Squamata, Viperidae. Gene Ontology annotation, biological process: organelle transport along microtubule; intra-Golgi vesicle-mediated transport; protein secretion. Gene Ontology annotation, cellular component: Golgi membrane; COPI vesicle coat; endoplasmic reticulum-Golgi intermediate compartment. The annotation marks the transcript as partial. The transcript is spliced from 10 exons.
AUGAUCAAGAAGUUCGACAAGAAAGAUGAGGAGUCCGGUAGCGGCUCGAACCCGUUCCAACAUUUGGAGAAAAGCGCGAUCCUUCAGGAGGCCCGCAUUUUCAACGAGACGCCCAUCAAUCCACGGAGAUGCCUGCACAUACUAACCAAGAUCCUUUACUUGCUGAACCAGGGUGAACAUUUCGGGACACUGGAAGCCACGGAAGCCUUCUUUGCAAUGACCAGAUUAUUCCAGUCCAACGAUCAAACCUUACGGAGAAUGUGCUACCUGACCAUCAAAGAGAUGGCCAACAUUUCCGAGGACGUGAUCAUCGUCACCAGCAGCCUAACGAAAGAUAUGACGGGGAAAGAAGACCUUUAUCGAGGCCCCGCGAUUCGCGCGCUAUGUCGGAUCACGGAUGGAACGAUGCUCCAGGCCAUCGAGAGAUACAUGAAGCAAGCCAUAGUCGACAAAGUCCCCAGCGUCUCCAGUUCCGCCUUGGUGUCAUCCUUGCAUAUGAUGAAGGUCAACUACGAUGUGGUCAAGCGGUGGAUCAAUGAAGCCCAGGAAGCUGCUUCCAGUGACAACGUCAUGGUGCAGUACCACGCUCUCGGUUUGCUCUACCACCUGAGAAAAAACGACCGCCUCGCCGUUUCCAAGAUGCUGAACAAAUUCACCAGAUCCGGAUUGAAGUCCCAGUUUGCCUACUGCAUGCUGAUCCGAAUUGCCAGUCGUCUCCUGAAGGAGUCCGAGGAGGGGCACGACAACCCCCUCUUUGAUUUCAUCGAAAGCUGCCUGCGCAACAAGCACGAGAUGGUGAUUUACGAGGCUGCCUCGGCCAUCAUCCACCUCCCCAAUUGCACAGCCCGGGAACUGGCCCCGGCAGUCUCAG